AUGUGGAAUGUUUUAAAAGAUCUAACUGAUAUUUAUCGAACCAUUCUUACUUUACCAAUGUUGAAAUUUUUCAAGUUCUCAAUAGGUGGUCCAAAUUUAUCAAUCUCAUUACCUAUGAUUACCAAUAAACAAUUCAGUACUAUCGAAUAUCUUCUUCUCGAUCAUGAUUGUACGCGCAAUGAACUUUCUAAUAUAAUUUCUUAUACACCUAAACUUCGUCAUCUAUAUUUUAUGCAUGCAGAAGAUGAUAAUUCAAAUAUUGAAAACAUAUUACCAAUGACAUUAACACAUUUGACUGUAUGUUUAUAUGAUGUAACAUUUGAUGAAUUUGAAAUGUUCAUUACCAAAAUAUAUUCCAAAUUAAAAGUCUUAUAUAUUAGUAUUAAAUCUGAAGAUAUCGUUUAUUUUAAUGCUGCUCGAUGGGAACAAUUUAUUUUACAAUAUUUGCCUCAAUUAGAAAAAUUUAAUUUCAUAUAUUCUGAACAUAUUAAUUUUGAAAAUGAAUCUCCAUCAUAUUUUGACGAAUCAAAUCAAUUUACUUCGUCAUUUUGGAUUGAACGAAGAUGGUUAUUUGAAGCAGAAAUUGAUGUUGAAGAAAUCAUAUAUUCAGUUCGUCCAUACAGAAAACGAUGGUAUGAAUAUGAUACACAACAUAAAAAUGUUAAUUCUACUCAAUAUUCUAAAUCUAAUCGAUUAACUCUUACAUUUGUUCCUUCUGAUGAAUGUCUUGAAUUGUUCAUUGUUGAUAUCAAUCGUGUUUUAUCUCUAGUACAAAUUUAUUAUCUUGAAAUUCCAAAGGAAAAGAUUUUUAUUGGUAUAUUACUUCAAAUUAUUGAUUUAUUACCUGAACUCAAUUCAUUAAAACUUCAUUCUUUAUCAUUAUCAGAACCAAGAGUUUUAUGUGAAGAAGAAGUUGAUAUUUUAACUUCAACAGAAGAUACAAGACGUAUAAAUAAUAUGAAUGUAGAAUUAUUUGUACAAAAUAUUUUGGAGAAAAUUAAUGCUGAACAUAAUGAUCAUCUUCGUUUACUAUGUUUUCAUAUUCCAACGGCAGAUGAUGAAAUGAUUAAAAAAUUACACAAAAUGAUUGAUGUUAAAAAACUGCUUUCUGAUUAUACAAUUAAACGCGUACAGAAAAAUAUCUAUUUGCAAUGGAAAUUAUUUCAAUGA
Molecule: messenger RNA, 1170 nt
Organism: Rotaria sordida
Lineage: Eukaryota; Metazoa; Rotifera; Eurotatoria; Philodinida; Philodinidae
Source: the annotation of a GenBank genome assembly